Molecule: messenger RNA, 2245 nt
Organism: Schistosoma spindalis
Lineage: Eukaryota; Metazoa; Platyhelminthes; Trematoda; Strigeidida; Schistosomatidae
Source: the annotation of a GenBank genome assembly
ACCGCGGGUUUUGAUGGUUACGCUACGGUUUCACAUGUAAAUGGGCAAUGAAAGAUAUCUUAAGAACUUCUUAUUCUUACUUGAAAAGAAAAAUUAGACCUUCCUCCAUAUCACUUUUUCCAAAGCCUACAAUCUUCAGUGUGUUUAGGAAGUCAAAGGUAGUCGACUCUUUGGACUCUAUUCGAAAUCCUCCAGCGACAACGCAGUUUGCGUUAAAAAAUGCUUAUAUACCACUCACACGUAGGGCACUCGUUCGAGAACUAUUACAGGAUAGUAGUACAGUAUUACCAUUCGAAAGAAAAAGCUUCGAGAAAAUAGCUGUCUUUCUUGAUAGAAAGCUGGAAAGUCAGUUUCAAAUUCUUCAGAGUGAAUUUUCGGUUCUAUCACAUCCUCUUGAUGUUUCAAAUAAUUCAGAAAGGACCAGUUCGUCUUCUGUUGAUACAGCUAAUAAUUCGAAUGAACUUGACCGAGAAUUCUGGCUUCUUCGUCGGUUAGCAGAUAUUGCUCCUAUAGCUGGCUUUACUGAAAUACCUCAACAACAAUUACAAAAAGCAUGUAACUCAAUUAAAUCAAAACAUCAUGGUUUAAUAGCUUAUGUCGAUCCGGACGAUUAUGAUGUACUUCGUUUUUGGAUUCGUGGAUUUCAUCCAAAUUUUAGUGCUACUCCAGCUUGUUCUACUAUUUUCAAUUUAACUGAUUCCAUAUCGACCCACUAUGAACGUAAACAAGGCACAUUUAAAAAAUUAUUCAUACGAAUUUCUCAACUGUUUAAUAUAUUGGAACGGUCAAUAAAACGUAGUUAUUCUCCAAAUAUGCAUGGUUAUGAAUCGGUGGAUUCAUUCACUGCUAAAUCGGAUGGAUUUUAUUUCAGUCGAGUAUUAAUGUGUGUUCGAAGAAAAAAUAGUCAUAAUUUAGAUUUGAAACUGUUCGAAAAUGUACCUGUUACAGGAAUUGUACGUAAUUCAACUUUUGCUGAUAAUCUCUUAUAUCUUUUGCCGAAUUUACGUACAAUUCCACUGAGUAAAAGUUCACGUUUAGUUAUUUUAUUAAGUACAACUACAGCUGUAUGUUGUUUAGGUGUAAUUAGUCCUAUCGCUUGGUUAUUUAAUUCAACUAAUUAUGAUUUAGUAUUAGCUUGGUCUAUGGCUGCAACUUCUUGUGCCAUUACUACACUAUCCAUUGUAUGGGUUCGUUAUUGGCGUGCACAAACCAAUUUAGCCAAUAACUUAAAGUAUAUGCAAUAUCUUUAUUGUCAAAGUUCUGGACUACAAUCAAUCAAUACUUUGUUGAAAUUGGCGCAUGAACAAGAAUUUAAAGCAGCUUUACUUACAUAUGCUUUAUUGUUAAGACCUACUGACAGCAAUACUGCAUUAACUCCUGUACAGUUGGGUUUUCGCGCUGAAUCUUGGAUUGCUAAACACUUAUCACCUCAAUCUCAUAUUUCAUUACCAUCUUCAAUUGGUGCACCUAUCACAGGUGAUUCUCCUGAUUCACAAUUUAACGGUGGCUCUGGUCCAUUAUUCGACUUAUCAUUUGAUGCAAAUAGAUCUUUACAAAUAUUACGACGUUUAGAUCUGGUUCGUGGAUCGAACUCAUUACCAAAUGCAGUUAGUCCUGAUACAGCAUCUGUAGAUAUUCCAAAUGAUGGUUUAUCUAAUUCAAUUGGAUUAGAUCGUCUCUGGGUAACGGAUCCAUUGUUUAAAGAAUCAGAUUUAAAUUUGUCAAAAGCAAAUUAAUGUUAAUUUUCAUAGGAUCUUAAUUGAAUUUAUGGGUAUUUUUGUUAUUAGGACAUAUUGACUAAUCUCUUCUCUAGAACAUAGAUAUGUACUUGUCAAAUGUCUUUUUUUUUCUUUACAAUAGCAUACAACAUUUAACGAACAAUGAAAAUAUCUUAUUUAGUUAUAGUAUAGGAACAUUUCGGUUUUGUAUUGUAAACUAUUUUUAAUGCAAACUAUAAUGAAUUACAUAUUGCUCUCCGUUAUUUUAUAGAAAAAAAAACAAAAUAUUUUACUCUCUAAUCAUCGCCAUUCAUCAUUUGUUCUUUAAUGAAUUGUCCUUAAUGUUAUAUGAAGCUAAUGAACCACAAAAUUUGUUGUAUAUUACUUCUUUUCUGCAAACAAAAUUUAGUGUCAACCAUUCACUCUUUAAAUUCGUGCUUACAUGUUAAUUUCAAAAUGUUUAUUCAGUGAAAUGUUGCCCUCUUUGUUAGUUUAUGAUUUCAGAAAAUAUAGUGUAUAGAAAUAUU